CACUAGCCGUAGUUCACGUCAUCAAAACAAGCCGCGCAGCAUGGAGAAGCCCUCUGUCUAAAAAUGUUUUGACCUUCUUCAGUUGUUCCUUCCGUUUACAUUGUACAGUGGCAACGAGUUUCCCCAUAAUGUCGGCCAAGCAUGCAUCAGUCCAUGCGAAAUGGAUCAUCGGCAAAGUAGUCGGGACCAAGAUGCAGAAAACUGCCAAAGUGAGGGUCACGAGGCUCGUGCUGGACCCUUACCUGCUAAAGUACUACAACAAGAGGAAAACCUACUUUGCCCAUGAUGCUCUGCAACAGAGCACUAUUGGAGAUAUCGUCCUCCUUAAGGCUCUACCUGAGGGUAGGUCCAAACAUGUGAAGCAUGAACUGGUGGACAUUGUGUACAAGGUUGGUCGGGUGGUUGACCCACUGACAGGAAAGAAGGUCGCAGGAACCGAGUUUCUGGAGCCGCUGACUGACCUUCCACUGAACCUGGAAGAAGAUACAACGUUGUCAGAAAAACUACAAGAGCUCAACAUCUCUGCUGUGUCGAGCAGUGCUGAUUCCACACAAAUUCCCACUGCAUGAAAGCAAACUAUUUUUCUAUUUUAAGUAAUGUUAGCUUAAAUAUCAUAACAUUGCAUAAACAUCUGUUUAUGUUUCCAUGUCAUUAUAAUACAGACCAGUAAUCAAUGCAUCUUUCGGUUAAUGUGGACAACCAUAGAAUAAUACCUCUUCUGUUUUUUCCCCCCCAAGACACAUUUCUAAGGUAUUUACAAGAAAGGCUUUACAAAUCAGUGGUAUCACUCACAAACAUGAUGCACACAUAUCUGCUUACUCUGUGACCCUGGAUCUGUGUUUGACAACAAAUUAUAAAAUUAUAUCUAUUAAUUUAAAAUAAAAUCUUACAGAUGCAUUUUCAAAGACAAAUGCAUGUCAUUGAUGUGUGCCUGCCAUUGCUUAAAUAAACAUGUUUUUCUGGA
Molecule: messenger RNA, 964 nt
Organism: Labrus bergylta (ballan wrasse)
Lineage: Eukaryota; Metazoa; Chordata; Actinopteri; Labriformes; Labridae
Gene: mrps17
Product: mitochondrial ribosomal protein S17
Biological process (GO): mitochondrial translation
Cellular component (GO): ribosome; mitochondrial small ribosomal subunit
Molecular function (GO): structural constituent of ribosome
Source: RefSeq, a predicted model, not a curated record